Brenthis ino (lesser marbled fritillary) is the source of this 2427-nucleotide messenger RNA. NCBI's taxonomy places the organism in Eukaryota, Metazoa, Arthropoda, Insecta, Lepidoptera, Nymphalidae. The record is from the annotation of a GenBank genome assembly.
AUGGAUAACUCUUUAAUAAAAAUCAAGAAAUUUAAAUCGCAAUCAUUUACAAGUAUACUUGAUAUAUUCGCGCCAAGAUCAUUCAAAGAUGUGUAUCAGUUUUGUCCGCGAAAUAAUAAUAACAUUUCGGUUUUCCGAGCAUCGUGCAAUGACUGUUAUAAGGGAAAGUGUGAUGUACAGGAUCCCAUUCAGCUUAAUCACACAACAUACAUAACUAGUGAAAAUUAUCACGCCUUAAAUAAAAAUGGUAGCAAUAAAUCUGUUGGAAGAUCUACGAGUACUUUCUUUUACGAUUUGGACAAAAUUGUACAAAGACAUUCUUAUCAUUGUGUUACUAAUACCAAAGAUUUAAGUAAUAAAUCAAAUAGUAUAAUUUUGAAAUUUUCAAGUGGCAAACAAAACAAAAUUGGUUUUGAAACUAAAACAGAAGCUAUUGUACAAGAAUGUGCAGCACAGAUUCAACCAAGAUUACAAAUGAAAGAUAGCUUAAAAAUUAAUGAAAAGCAAAUUAAAAGAAAAUUUCCUAACAGACCGUACCUUUCGUCGGAGAUAUAUUUGAAUGAUAAUAAUAGUAAUACAAAAGGAAAUAAUUUUUAUGCUAUACAAGAAGAUGAACACCAGCAAAAAUGUUGGUCAUUUGCAAAAUAUAAAACUGAGUAUGCAUAUCCAAUAACCAAAGAAAAGAAAUGUAAAAAAAAAGAUCGUGGCAAGCGUAUUGAGGACCCUUGCCCUUGCCAAUUAUUUUCUUAUGCCUGUCCUUGCACAGAUAAAAAGUCUUUGACUGAACUAGCAAAAAGUAGUAAAGCUUUAACAGUUGCCGACCAAGUCACUAGUACUACAUAUUUUCUAAGAGAUGAAAGUAUGCAUAAUAAUGAACACAAAAUAAGGAACGUUAAAAAUACAUUUGAUUAUGAAAACAAAAUGAUAAGUGCCCAUCUCACCGACUUAAGCGAGAAAUGUGAAAUAAUAAUUGAAAAUUUAAAGCCUUCUAAUCAAACAAAUGAUACGCAAUAUAAACCAAGCGUCGUUGCUAACACAUGUACCAAAAAUAGCACAAAUAUUAAGAGCAAGCAUAAAAAAAAACUAAAGAGAAUUAUUUGUCCUCAUUGUAAAGAAAAACUGGAUAUUUUGAGUACUACGGAAGAUGAGUGUAGUAUAAAGUCUAAAAAUUCUCCACUUUCGAGAAAUAGUUGUCCUGAAUCACACCAAGAAAAUGAAUCUUACAAUAUUAUUAAAGAAGAGAAUACUGAUAUUUGUAACCACAAUCCGCCGUGCGAGUUGGUGCCAGUUUGCCAAAUACUACCCAACGAUAAUGGUUUUGUUAAUACGCAAUACGUCGAAAAUGUAACUGCUACAAAAUGUAACCAAAAGAUGAUAAGAGUAACAAAAGCUUGUAGGCACCAUCCACCCUGUACCGUUGUACCAUCAUGUCAAAGAAUAAAUGUACUUAAAAAUAAUUGCGAAUACAUUCCUCCAUGCUUGCAUCGUCCUCGUUGUGUCAACUUGCCCUUAUGUGUACCAUUCUCCAAAAAAAUUUAUAACGAUGAACUAUUACAAAAACAGGCCUUUGAUAAAGGCCGUGUAGAACAUACUAGCAAUCCACAUUAUAAGUACAUAGGCGAACAUCAGCAUGACUCUCUAAAUAAUAGAACGGAAAAGCAAUUACAUGGGACACAAAAUACUUGUGAGUACUUCAGUGAAUAUUCGCCAAGAUUUAUUUUAAACCCUAAAUUGCCCUGUGCAUCACCGACUCUUUCACCUUUUCAUGCGCCUACGCAAAUACCGUGCAAAUGUUGUAGAUCUAGUAAAUCCUGUCAAUAUGAUUGUUUAGAUUGUAAAUGUGACACAUUGGAAGAAAGCGCUUGUGUUAAAACGGUAGUUUACGUAAGGGACGUUGGAUGUCAAUUUAAAAAUAAUUAUUUAUAUCCAAUGAAUUCAUUGCUGUACCCCAAAGAUUCCAGUACUUCUUUAGAUUUAAAUAAAAACACAAGCAGGUUUUAUACAAAUUUCCAUACCCUGAGAUAUGAAGAUAAAUAUACAAAUCCAAUUUCUGGUGAAGAGUUAUCAAUGUCGACUUUUACAUCCUCUUUAGAAAUAGAUGACCAGUGUCCAUCGCACGGAAAACAGGCGUACAAAAAGCGCACCACAGGAUUCAAUGCAAACUCAAGGACUCCUUUCAUUACUGCUUUUGCAACUAAUACAGACCCGAUAUUCACCUAUGAACUAUCAUCUAUAUCUGAUGAAGUAAGACGGGCAAGUAGUAGAUCAGAUACAAAUAAAACUCGAACACGUCGGAACACAGGCUCUGUAAAUUCCCGUAGGAGUUUCUUAAAGGGGAAGUAUAAAAAUGUGUUCUCUGUGAGACGACGAAGAAAGUCCAGAGUUUGCCUUAACGUACUGCCUAGUUCUAGAAAGACGAAUAAUUAU